UCUCUACUUGUCAAAUCAAAGCUCGAGAUUCUUCAUCAUCAUCAUGGCUGCGAGUCUAGCAUGCAACACCGUAGUUCAACCGAAGACGGUUGCUUCUAAAACCCUAGCAAGUCGUCGCGUUCUCUCAAGAAUUUCUUCUCCUGCAAGAACUCUUAAUGGAUCAUUGGUAUCUACAUCUCAAAAGAAAGGUUUUUGCGUCUCUAGACUAUGUGCUGUGCCUGGGACUGUGAAUGCUGAUGUUUCGUUUGAAGAUAAGAAGAUCGAGAAUCCGAUUGUUGUCAUUGAUAAUUACGACAGUUUCACUUACAAUCUUUGUCAGUAUAUGGGAGAGCUGGGUUGCAACUUUGAGGUAUACCGAAAUGAUGAACUUACCGUAGAGGAGUUGAAGAAGAAAAAUCCAAGAGGAGUGCUUAUAUCCCCAGGACCAGGUGCACCUCAAGAUUCAGGGAUAUCAUUACAAACUGUUUUGGAGCUUGGACCUACAGUACCUUUAUUUGGUGUUUGUAUGGGAUUACAGUGCAUUGGGGAAGCUUUUGGGGGAAAGAUUGUGCGCGCUCCUUUUGGUGUAAUGCAUGGGAAAAGUUCUCUUGUACAUUAUGAUGAAAAGGGGGAAGCUGGUCUGUUCUUGGGAUUGUCCAACCCUUUUACUGCUGGUAGAUAUCAUAGUCUUGUGAUCGAAAAUGAGAGUUUUCCUAGUGAUGAACUUGAGAUUACAGCAUGGACAGAGGAUGGAUUGAUUAUGGCUGCUCGUCACAAAAAGUAUAAGCAUCUUCAGGGAGUCCAGUUCCAUCCUGAAAGCAUCAUAACGACAGAAGGUAAAACCAUCGUUCGAAAUUUUGUCAGAAUGAUUGAGAGAAUUGAGGGUAAAAAUCCAAGAUAGUCAACCCCUCGUUCUCACAGCUCUAUCAACAGCAGUGCAAGGUGACAAUGGUGAUAAAUAUUGAUA
Molecule: messenger RNA, 946 nt
Organism: Telopea speciosissima
Lineage: Eukaryota; Viridiplantae; Streptophyta; Magnoliopsida; Proteales; Proteaceae
Product: anthranilate synthase beta subunit 1, chloroplastic-like
Exons: 8
Coding region: 44-880 (278 amino acids)
Biological process (GO): L-tryptophan biosynthetic process
Cellular component (GO): cytosol
Source: RefSeq, a predicted model, not a curated record